UCUUUUGCAAUCUAAGGAGUUUUUUGUUGAGUUCAGCUGACAGUAGUGUUAAAAGUUAAAUGCUUAUGUUAAAUAAAGUGCAUUUUCUCUCUACUCGUCUUUCUGCAUCACCAUCACUUUGUCCUCUGCUCCAGACGUCCUUCCUCCUCCUCAUCACCUUGUCCAGUGACGGCACAGAGACGCUCCCAGCUGAGCAGAAACCCGUCGCUCUGCUGUGUAUCGGCUGCUCUCUCAUCGCAUCCAGUGUGCUUCUCUUACAAAAGAGUAUCUGGAAGGCGUUUUACAGAUCCUCAAAGCUGCCGGCCAAAACUACUGCAGCUGUGGUUCUGUUCUUUGAGUUCUUGGUGUCUUUGGGUGCAGCGAUUCUCACCAUCGUGGCGAUGCCGCACUUGGACAUCGUCACUAACGUGACCAUACUGAACAGCGUAGCCGUCCUCGCCGCGCUCCUACAGGUGGUCACUCAGUGCAUCGCCAAAGAACGGAACCGCUUCCUGCUGCCAUCCAUCACCGCCUUCAUCCUCAUUGUACUCGGUUACGUCCUGUUCCUCGUUCUUUACAUAAUAAAAGAUCCUUUUGAUACCAAGAUGGCCAUUUGGGUGGGUCUGGCUGUUGGUGGGUCCUUCUUGGUGUCUUUAACUUGGUGGGAGAGCUACUUCAGACUGAUCAGCCAGAACAGCAGCUCCAUCUUCCUCAAGAACCUGUGCAAAGACAUGACAAAGUGUCAGAACAUCCUGCACAUCCUGUCCAGCCUGCUCAGGAUCGCCGUGACCGCCUGUGUCCUCGGAGCCUACGUCCCUCUUGGCCAAAUGGACUGGGACGUAGUGAGGUCAAUCCCAGCGCGUGAAACAAGAAUUAUCGGCAUCAUCAUCGGGGUCCAGCUCAUCUCCUCUGCUCUCUGCCACUGGUUUGCAUUGGCGGCCUGUAAGAUGCACGCACUGAGGCGAUGCUUCAUCCUGCCUCUGUACCUCGCCUCUCUGGCCGUCAUGGCUCUGCUCGUCGUCCCCGUUAUCGUUUACUACCAAGACUACAGAACGAGUCUGAACGGCACUCAGAGCAUCAACUUCACAGAAUACUGCAAUGUAGUUGUGACUGGAAGAAACCUCAGCUUGAACGGCAGCGUGUUCCCACAUCUGGUUCUGGAUGUGACACAAAGUCUGUGCUUCCUGGACAUGUCCAAGAUAAUGGACAUCGGCCUUCUGACAGGUUCAGCGGUGUCGUGGUGGCUCGGGCUCUUCUUGGCCACAUUCCAUCUGUGGCAGCUCAGUCUGCAUCGCAUCCAGAGGACUCAGGAUCUGCUCAUCAGGAGGCUGUACGAGGGAGGGUUUAUGGAGCAGUCGCUGCUUCUGAACGUUCGAUUUGACAUUCAGACUACUGAAAAGCGAAAGACAUUGAGACCACAGGACCCGGUGAAAGUGUUCUUUUGUGCAACCAUGUGGCAUGAAACCUACAGUGAGAUGAUGAAGAUAAUGAUUUCAAUAUUUCGGUAA
This is a messenger RNA of Acanthopagrus latus (yellowfin seabream), 1487 nucleotides long. RefSeq lists its product as uncharacterized. Gene Ontology annotation, cellular component: cell septum; cell periphery. Bases 60 to 1487 code for a protein of 475 amino acids. The record is from RefSeq and is a predicted model, not a curated record. Lineage: Eukaryota; Metazoa; Chordata; Actinopteri; Spariformes; Sparidae. The transcript is spliced from 4 exons. Gene Ontology annotation, molecular function: chitin synthase activity.